Molecule: messenger RNA, 1125 nt
Organism: Peronospora belbahrii
Lineage: Eukaryota; Oomycota; Peronosporomycetes; Peronosporales; Peronosporaceae
Source: the annotation of a GenBank genome assembly
AUGUUAAUCAAGACAUUACAACGACAGCACUUGCUUUCGCUCAUGACUUUUAAUCUACUUGCACCAUGUUAUUUUCGACAUGGCGGAAGGGUUGAGAGUACCGACAAGAAGUCUUUUCUCUCUCGUGCACAAGCUGCGAUUGAUGCGAUUAAGCGUGAGCAAUGUGAUAUUAUUUGUCUCCAGGAGUUUUGGUUUAAUCACGAGUACCAGUGCGCGUUUCGACAGGCUUUUGAGACAACACAUUAUGUACAUACAGCUAAAAGACCAGGUAAUAAUAAAGAAGAUGGACUAGCGAUGUUUGUAAAUAGACGCAAAUAUGAGCUUCAUUAUGUGGAGAAUGUCGACUUGGUCGACGAUGCCGGUGAUCGUGUUGCACUGCUCAUGCACAUGGCUACUAAAUGGAACCGUGAUAGUGCACGUUUGCCGCAACGAUCCUUUAUUGUGGUUAAUUCACAUUUGACUUUCCCACAUAGUCACAUGUAUGCAAGUCUACGACUCAAUCAGAUUGAUCGCGUACUCGCUGCCGUGCGAAAGUACGUAGCUCGUCAGGAACUAUACGACGUACCCGUACUGCUUUGUGGAGAUUUUAACGACUAUGACGAUCCAGUGUAUAGGCUAGUGACUAGAAACGGCUUUGCGAGCAUAUUUGCUCAUCUGCAUGGCCGAGAAGCUAGGAUCACACACUGCAAUCACAAUAACAGAGAGGUGGGUGUCGAUUUUAUCUUUGGAGCUCGACUUCAGAGUGUAGCAGAUGUUGGGGAGACUUCUGCCACGUCGACACUACGACGACACGCGGAGUUAUCGCUUAGUGAUGAUGAUCAGCCUAGGAUCGGUGAGCCAAGACUACAGCUGCAGCCCAUGGGCUGUCAUCUUGUCCCGAGGGGAUUACCCGAUGUCGUGAGAUUAAAGCGACCUCAAUUUGGACAUGAUUGGGAUCAUGUGAAGUCGCCAGUGCUACUCAGUGACGAGGAACAGCUUGUGGAUUAUUGGCGGAUGGUGUCGGACCAUCGGCCGCUUGUAGCAACCUUUGGAAUGCAAGGUUACACGACACGAUCCCAAUGGAUGUGGCAACCGACGGCCUUACUCCGUAAAAAAGUUAAUGAUGCGUGCCUACCGAUGGUAUAG